Molecule: messenger RNA, 1827 nt
Organism: Argentina anserina (silverweed cinquefoil)
Lineage: Eukaryota; Viridiplantae; Streptophyta; Magnoliopsida; Rosales; Rosaceae
Product: CBL-interacting serine/threonine-protein kinase 6
Exons: 1
Coding region: 369-1655 (428 amino acids)
Biological process (GO): protein phosphorylation; signal transduction
Molecular function (GO): protein serine/threonine kinase activity; ATP binding
Source: RefSeq, a predicted model, not a curated record
AAGAAGAAGAAGCAAAACCAGAGCGAAAAACCAAACAGAGCUUUCUUCUUCGGCUGCUACGGUGGUCCUUUGUUAACCAUACCCUAAUCUCCUAAAGCUUUUAUAUAUCUGUUAAGGGUUUUAGGGAAUGCAGAGAGAUGAGAGGAGCUUCGUUGAGAAAGCCUGAGCUGUGUGUACGAGCCAAACGCUGCAUCGGCGGCAGAAACUGUCACCGGAAGCACGUGGAGGACGGGUGACCUACUCGCCCCCCUCGCCCGGCUCGGCUUUCUCUUCGUUACGUUAACUGCGAUAUAACGCCAUUUUCGUAGGAGCAUUUUUCUUCAUCUUUUUUUUUUGUUCUCUACGUUGUAUAUUCUAGUUUGUUUGUCAUGGCUGACGAGAAGAACGGCGGCGCCUCCGCCUUGCUUCGCGGCAAGUACGAGCUGGGCCGUAUGCUGGGCCACGGCACGUUUGCAAAGGUGUACCAUGCCCGGAACCUGAAGACCGGAAAACCCAUGGCGAUGAAGGUGGUGGGGAAAGAGAAAGUGAUCAGGGUCGGGAUGAUGGAGCAGAUUAAGAGAGAGAUCUCGGUGAUGAGGAUGGUGAAGCACCCCAACAUCGUCGAGCUUCACGAGGUUAUGGCGAGCAAGUCCAAGAUCUAUUUCGCCAUGGAUCUCGUCCGAGGCGGCGAGCUUUUCGCCAAGAUCGCCAGAGGCCGCCUGAAGGAGGACGUCGCCAGAGUCUACUUCCAGCAGCUCAUCUCCGCCAUCGACUUCUGCCACAGCAGAGGAGUCUACCACCGCGAUCUGAAGCCCGAGAAUCUCCUCCUCGACGAAGACGGCAACUUGAAGGUCACUGACUUCGGGCUGAGCGCUUUCACCGAGCACUUAAAGCAAGACGGGCUGUUGCACACCACGUGUGGGACCCCGGCUUACGUGGCGCCGGAGGUGAUCGGGAAAAAGGGAUACGACGGAGCUAAGGCUGAUCUCUGGUCGUGUGGUGUUAUACUUUAUGUGCUUCUCGCCGGGUUCUUGCCGUUUCAAGAUGACAAUUUGGUGUCCAUGUAUAGAAAGAUUUACAGAGGAGACUUCAAGUGUCCGCCGUGGUUUUCUUCCGAGGCGAGGAGGCUGGUUACGAAGCUUCUAGACCCGAACCCGAGUACACGAGUAUCCAUUUCCAAGAUCAUGGAGUCGUCUUGGUUCAAGAAGUCUGUGCCCAAAACGGUGAAGAGUAAGAAAGAGCAGGAGUUCGAUGAAAGUACAGAGAAGACUUCGAAGCAAAUGGAGACGUUGAAUGCGUUUCAUAUUAUUUCGCUCUCUGAAGGGUUCGACUUGUCUCCGCUGUUUGAGGAGAAGAAGAGGGAGGAGAGGGAGGAGCUGAGAUUCGCUACGACGCGGUCGGCGAGCAGCGUGAUCUCGAAGCUGGUGGAGGUGGCGAAAUCUGGGAGGUUUAGGGUGAAGAAGAGUGACUCCAUGGUGAGGCUUCAGGGUGAGGAGAGUGGUAGGAAAGGGAAGUUGGUGAUUGCGGCGGAGAUUUUCACUGUAACGCCGUCGUUUUUGGUUGUGGAGGUGAAGAAGGACAGUGGUGAUACUCUGGAGUACAACCAGUUCUGUAGCAAAGAGCUCAGACCGGCGCUCAAAGACAUUGUCUGGACCAAUUCGGCCGCCCCUGCCUGAUUCGUUGUUUUUAGUCUUAUUGUUGCUGUGAAUUGUGACAAUUGUUGUUGUUGUUGUUAGAGUGAAAUUGAAGCUGGCUAAGGCCAUUGAGGCUCUGAAAUUCCGUUUUGAUUGUUAUGCUUUCUGUUUUCCUCUGUUUGUGAAUAACUGAAACUGUGAAGUCAUUUGUGUU